Messenger RNA from Pomacea canaliculata, 2761 nucleotides. RefSeq names its product zinc finger protein 91-like. The transcript has 2 exons. Gene Ontology annotation, biological process: regulation of DNA-templated transcription. NCBI's taxonomy places the organism in Eukaryota, Metazoa, Mollusca, Gastropoda, Architaenioglossa, Ampullariidae. Gene Ontology annotation, molecular function: RNA polymerase II cis-regulatory region sequence-specific DNA binding; DNA-binding transcription factor activity, RNA polymerase II-specific. The record is from RefSeq and is a predicted model, not a curated record. The coding region runs from base 583 to 1665 and encodes 360 amino acids.
CAAGAGUGAAAACAAAACAAAAACAAAAACCCGCGUUCCAAUAAAAUAGUCUCGUCUGGAUAGUAAUUAGAGAUGACUGUCCCUUUCUCAAGCCUUCAACUGUCCACCCAUGUUACACCCGAAGUCGCCUGACCCAGUUGGCAAGGCCAUGACGUCACAGGGCGGGAUUAUGGGGGGAGGGGUCAGGGAAAGGUCAUGACCAGAAGAUUCUGCGGGGAUGGAGUAAGUAGUGUGGCUUGACGGUUGAGAGAGGCUUAUUCAGUCUGGACGUGACAGUGGAGAUACGGCAGGCCAGCCUCUGAGUGAAACUACAGUUGUGCGGCAAUGAUCUUUGCUGUGUUUUUGUGCGACUAGUCCACCCGGGAGUACCCAUCGCGGACUGACGUGUAGGGUACAGUGUGUUACCAGGCAAGAACUGAAAGUACUCCGCCACUUCAACGAUUAUAUAGGUUAGUUAAACUGAUGGGUUUUUUGUUUGUUUUUUGUUUUUUUUCGCGAUAUACGCAGAUUGUCUCGUGUGAAAAUUCAGUCUACUUUAACAAACAAAAAAACUCAAACGUAAAGUAAUAGGAACAGGAAGCUAUGUCGGCCAGAAACAGUCAGGUCCAGGUCCCAUGUAUGAUCAGCAUAAAGAGCGAACCGACCUCUGUAGCUGAUCACAUAAAAUCUGAGUUUCAGCAGUCAACCUGGAAACAUGAACCAGGUGUAAAACUGGAGUUCAGUUCUCAAGAUGUAACUUGUUUAAUUAAGCAGGAUCCUGACAAGAAUUCUGUGACUGGUGCAAAGACAGAAGAGCAGCUUGUGUUCAAGCAAGAAGAUCCUAGUCAUAUGGUGAAACUAGAGCAUGCUACACACAUUGAGCAGUCAGACUGCAAGUGUGAAAGAACUUUGAAACUGGAGUACCACUUUCAGUGUGCCAAUUGUUCAAUUAAACCUGAGCAAGAUUUUGUGCAUACAGAAAAGACAGAAGAGCAGAUUGUGACUAAAGAAGAACAAGAAGGCAGUCAAAAGGAGAAGAUUAAGACAGACAGACCUGCAAUAUGGCAGAAUGACAGUAAUGAGAAAUGUGAAGAAAUGAGUGUUCAUAGGUGUAACGCUUAUGAGGUUAUGGAUAAUGAAGAAAGUCAACAGAAUAAGACCCACAGUGAUGUGCAACUUCACCCUCACCAGUGCAGCUUAUGUAAAGCUGCCUUUAAGAUCUCAAGCCGUUUAAAACGACACAUGCUUGUCCACAGUGAUGAGAGAUCUUUUCAGUGUAGCUUGUGUAAAGCUGCCUUUAAGCUCUCAAGCCACUUAAAAAGACACAUGCAGGUCCACAGUGAUAAGAAAUAUUACCAAUGUAGCUUGUGUAAAGCUACAUUUAAGCGCUCAAGCCACUUAAAAAGACACAUGCAUGUCCACAGUAAUUUGAAACCCAUCCAGUGUACUUUGUGUAAAUUUACUUUUAAGAACUCAAAGUACUUAAAGCAACACAUGAUAGUCCACAGUGAUGUGAAACCUAUCCAGUGCAGUUCGUGUAAAGCUACAUUUAAGUGUUUAAGUUAUUUAAAGAAACACAUGGCCACACACAGUGAUGUGAAAUCUUACCAGUGCAGCUUGUGUCCAGCUACAUUUAAGUGGUCAAGCAAUUUGAAAAGGCACAUGCUGGUCCAUAGUAGUGAGUAACCUAGAAAGUACAGUUUUUAAUGCUGAAGAGAUUUAAACGGCCACAUGCUCAUUGAUGUGAAAACUAAGCAGUGCAGAUUUUGUCAAGCUACAUUUAAAUGAUCCAAUCAUUUAAAAGGACUCAUGCUGGCCCAGAGUGAUGAGAGAUGUCAACUGUCUACUGUAUGUUAUAUAGCUUUCAAAAGAUGAUGUACCUUAAAAACAGUACAUGGUGUUACACAUUCGUGUGGAAUCUCACCAGUGUAAUGUAUGUAAAGCUGCUUUUAGGCACUGAGACCAUUUGUAAAGGCAUUUACUGACCCACAGUUAUAUUAAAGCUCAAUAGUGCAGUGUACAUAAAGUUGCUAUAAGAAGAUCAUUUGUCAACGAGUAUGUGGUGUGAGAGUGAUGAGAGACCUCACAGGUAAGGGGUGUAAUAAGUUGUUUACAAGUUGCCAGACCAGGCUAUUUGACAAAACGCUUACUGAUAUCAGUAAAAAUCAUUAUGCAUGAAGAAGUGGCGAAUAACUUCACUAGUGCAGUCUGUGUGUUAAUUUUUCAUCUGAAGAUUAAUAAUUUGAAAGAGCAACUUGAGCUUAGAACAUUUUGACUUCAGGUUUUCUUGAUUCACACAUGCCUUGAAUGAUUUUAUUAUCUUUUAGAAUUUAGACACUAUAAGAAUCUAGCAUGCCUUUGAGUGCAUGGUUUGCUAAGUAUUGUGUUUUACGUUGCUGUUGCUAAUGUCAAAUAGCAUGUCAGGUUGCAUCAUCAUCAGCAUCCUAAGUUUGAUUGAAAGCUAUUAAAAAGUUAAAAUUCUGAUUGAAGGCUAUUCAAAAAAAGUAGAUUUUUCUAUUAGAGAAAGAGUUUAUUUUAACAACAAAUCCUGACAUUGCUGAGAGUGUCAUGUGUACAGUGUGUAAAGCUGCCUGUUGGAUCCAAGCUCAUUUAAAAAGCCACAUGAUAAUUCAAAGUGCCAUGAACUCCUGUCAGUACACAAAGAUAUUUUAUUUCUUUGAAAAGCCAAGAUUCACUAUACUAUUUUUCUUUGUUCAAUAACAUUCUUUGCUUUUAUAUAUUAAUAACAUUUGACAUUGCAACAUUUAUUUGAAAAGUAAUA